Messenger RNA from Drosophila subpulchrella, 5110 nucleotides. It is a transcript of the gene Skeletor, whose product is annotated as protein Skeletor, isoforms B/C. The transcript has 7 exons. Bases 307 to 4878 code for a protein of 1523 amino acids. The record is from RefSeq and is a predicted model, not a curated record. Lineage: Eukaryota; Metazoa; Arthropoda; Insecta; Diptera; Drosophilidae.
UUGGCGAUCAGUGCGGUUUUGGAGUUCGUUGCGUUCGGUCGCGAGAUCUCAAUCUCAGUGGAACCCCUUCGAAAACACAGAUCCCUGGAUCGAUACGAAUUUUAAAUCGAUUCGCGAGUGCAUAACUCUAUCUCUUAACCAGAGGUUAACCAGAAAGUGUGUGUGUGUGUGUGUUAUUAUCAGGAUAAGCACAUCCUGCCGUAAUAAAUUAAAAUAAAAUCAGGCCUUAGGGCAAAACACCAUCAAGAUAAAAUAUUAAAAAAUAUAGAAACCCCAGAAACACACACACGUUAGCCACCGUUAGCCAUGUUGGCAAUGAAGGAUAAACCUUGGCUGCUGCUAUUUGGCCUAUUGGCCGCAUUAAGCUGUUUGGCCAGCUUUGGAGACGCUGCCUAUCCGUAUUAUGGCACGAAGAUCGGAGCCCUGACCCGCCUGCACCAUGGAGUCUCCGGCGAUGUGUACGCCGUGGACUCGCGCACCAUCUUCAUCAAGAAGUUCAACUACGAUGGCGAGGCGCCGGCGGCCUACUUCUAUGUGGGCAAUACGGCGAAGCCUAGUAAUGAGGGCGCCGCCCGGCUGAGGGACGAAAGGGGCGGAACCGCCUCCCUGACCCGCCGCUACCGGAAUAAGGACGUCACUCUGUCGCUGCCCGAGGGCAAAACGCUGCGCGACAUCAAGUGGUUCUCGGUGUGGUGCGAUGAGUUUGCCGUGAACUUCGGCGACGUCUCCAUUCCCGCCAACUUGGACUUCCCGAGGCCGCAGAAGAUCAACGCCCUGAGGGGCGUCCAUGGAGUGUCCUCCGACAACAUUGUCAUCGUGGACGCCCAGACGCUGCUGGUGCCCAACUUCAGUUACGACGGGGAGGCUCCAGAUGCCAAAUUCUGGGUGGGUCGUGGCCAGCGGCCCACUUCCGAGGGCCUAAGGAUUCCGGACGAGAACGGCAAGGAGAACCCGCUGCGUCGCUACGAGCGCAAGACCAUUGUGCUGACCCUGCCCGAGGAUCUGACCAUCUUCGAUAUCGGCCACUUUGGCGUUUGGUGCGAGGCCUUCACCGUCGAUUUCGGCCAUGUUCGCCUGCCGGAGGGCCUGAAUGUGCCGCCCUCGCUGAAGAUGCUCGGCAUCAGUCCACAGUCGAAGCUCAACUGCGAGGUGCUCUACGACGAUCUGGCAUUCGAGGUUCGCUGGGCGGUGGCCGGCGAGAGCAUCGUGGUCCAGUUGGUGGCCAAAUUGGAACCGAACCACUACAUGUCCUUUGGAAUCUCGCCGAGCAAGAACAUCUCCCAGAUGAUUGGCGCAGAUGCUGUGGUGGCCUGGGUGGAUCCCCAGACCGGAAACGGAUUCGCCACGGACUACUUCCUGGAGGGCAAGGCGCAGUGCUCAGGUGGGCGUGGCGCCUGCCCGGACACCAAGAUCUCCGAAAAGACCAACUCCAUCCGCCUGCUGAAUGCUGCCAUGGUGAAUGGCUACUCGAUUGUGACCUACCAGAGAUCUCUGGCUGCCACGGAUCGUUUGGAUUUGCCCAUCUCGAUUACAGAAGCGGAAUCGGUGGUCUGGGCAAUUGGACCAUUGAACGAUUACCGCGAGGUUUCUUUCCACACGUUCUACAAUAAGCACCUCCAUCAGAUCGAGUUUGGUCGCCAGCCCAAGUGGAAUUGUCCUCUGCCCGAAGGUGCUCGUCCUGGCAGCAACUCCUCGGAACAGGAGGACUCCGCUCCGGCUGCCCAAAGUUCAACCGGCGGAGCUGGUUACCCGCCAGCGGGAAGGCCCAAUGUGGAGCCCGACGAGGAGUUCUAUGAGAAUCGGGCGGAGGCACUACAUCGCCAGCCGCCACAGAGGCGCCAGGAAACGGCCAUAAUCACCCAGAGGCGUCCAGUGCCCACUCCAAAGCCCGUGAACAGCAACGGAGCCUGGGACAUACCAGCCAUCCAGUGCCACGAGCCGGAGGACGGAGUGUUCUACGCCCAGAUGGGUCCCACGGGAGGAAAGCACGGCUAUCCAGCAAUCACAGGCCAUGUCGGCUGGGGAAUUUCGUGGUACAUCAACGGACUUUUGAUUCCCGAGAUCCAUGUAGUGCGUGGCAGGACCUACACCUUUGUGGUGGAGGGCGGCAACAACCCGGACAUUCCGGCCAAGUACCAUCCAUUCUACAUCAGUGACGAUCCUGUGGGAGGAUACGAGCACAAGCGCGAGGAGGAGAAAAAGGCCGUUCGCAUCUACGCCGGAGUGCAUCGCUCCCGUUCCGGCCAAGUCACGCCCACCGGCGUGGGCCGCCUCUGCAACUGGACGCCAGACGUGGAGGGUCCUCCGGCUGAUGACUAUCAGUCAUUUGGCGCCUAUCAGCGCACUUUGACCCUCAAGUGCGACGCCGGAGAGCCGGGCGUCAUUAGCUGGAAACCGGAUAGAAAUACACCGGACACGGUAUACUACCACUGCUUCACCCACCGCUAUUUGGGAUGGAAGAUCCACGUCCACGAUGCCUGUGACUCAGAAGCCGGUGGACUCAAGGGAUCUGCUUCGGAACGCCACGAAAUCCGGCUGCCGGCGGAAUCCACCGCCGCGGAACCGGCUCCCGUGCACGAGGACUACGCCGGCGAGGCGUCCGUUCGGCACGAAACCAAGGUCAGCGCCAACGAUAAUUUUUUAUUGAAGCACCAAACCGAUUUGAUUAAGAACCACAAUAUGAACGGAACACCGCCCAAACUGAGUUUUGAAAUAACGAAAUCUUCGGAAAUAACCAAACUGAUUUCAGAUGGCAUCCGCGCUGCUGAGGCUCUCGAGGAGAGCCUAAUGAGGAACCCGAACCUGAACCAUCCCAACAACCAUCCCAACCAGUACCCGAUUCCGAAUCCGCACCAGAAACCGAACGUGACCCCGACCGAGAUCAACUCGCGCCCUGAGAUUCUGCUGGGCGAGACCCAUGCCCACAAGCCGAAUGCAUCUCCACCCGCAUCCGCAUCAGCAUCCGCAUUCCCAUCCCCAUCUGCAUCGCCAUCCCCUGCCACACUGAAGCUACCCAUCUUCGCGAGUGGUCCCCUUCUCAUCCACCAUCCCCCGCACCCCCUGCAUCGCCUGCACCACCAUCCGCAGCAUGCCCCCCAUUCGCAUCCGCAUCUCCAUUUGCAUCACCACAAUCUAACCGCUAAUCUUCCAGCACUGGCACAGAAAACCAUUGGACUCUCUGAGUUCCUUCGUCCGCCGCAGAAUGCACCGCUCUUCCAUCCAGUGAAGCUGCCCGGUCGUCGACCCUUCCCCGCACCCAUCAAGAAGGUUCCGGCCUCAAGGCCAGUGCUUCCGCAGCAACAUCCGCACCUGCAUCCGCAUCCGCAGCAUCCUGUCCUGCUGCAACAGCAGCCCUCUUUGAUUGUAAGUCACUACAGGAAGCCGGUGCCCGGUUUGCUCAAGCCUUUCGUCAAGGAGAAACCGUUUCCGCUGCAACCGCUUGCUGCUUCUGUUCUCCUCCUGGGACAACCCACGGAACUGGGCGGAGGAUUGGGCGGACUAAGUGCCAAGGGAGAACGACUCAAGGUCAAGGGUAAACCCAAAAUUCCAGUACCCUAUGUCGACCUAGAACCACAGAGUUCUCUGCAAAACACGGCCUUCUUCAAUCAGCCAGGUGGAAAAGGGGAUCCAAAACCCAUAACGCCUAGUUCCAGUUCCAUAACCAGCUCAACCACAACCACGAUGCCGCUGGUGAAACGUCCUCCGGUUAAGGAACCCUCUCAGGAGGAAAUCGCCAGCAUGCGUCCUGCUGUAAAUCAGGGCUUCAAGCCCGACACCGUGAUCGUGGAGAGCGGAUUCCGACCCAUCAUGAGAACCGAUGGCACGGGGGUGCAAUUGCCCAAGGAGAUCAUCGAACAGGUUGCCAAUCGUCGCGAGGAUCCUGGCACCGAAAUCGAUGAGGUGAUGGAAACGGAUACGCUAUUUUUGACCGCCCAACAAGGUGGCAGUGAGACUCAAAGCUUCGAACCCAUGUUUAUACCAUCUCCCUUGGACAGUACCAAUGCCUCUAAGAUAUUAAGGGUUAAUGUAAAGGAGGUUAGUCCCACGGCAUCGGCUUUGAGAUUACCCUCUGCAGCUCUGGAGCACGCCCUGCCCUCCGCUUCGGAGUUGAGAAAGCCCACCUUGGAUGAACUCUUUGGAGAGGAGAUAGACGAAGAGGAGCUGGGACUAGAACCCAUGCCGAUUGGAGAUGAUGAGGAGCUUUUAGAAGAGACAACCAAGAAGGCUGUCACAACCACUACAAAAGAGAUCCCAAGCUCGACUACCAAGAAACCGGAAUCCGAACUGCUGGAGGACCUCUUUGGACCCGAUGAAGAAGACAUAUAUGCGGACGAGCUGGAACUCGAAAUGGAUGACCGAGUGGCAGCCGCUGCGGAGCGGAUUGACACUUACUACCUGCCACCAGACAACCGGAAGGUUCCCCAUUCCAGUCUGCCAAGUGGAGCCCUCUACACCUUCGAUGGCAAGUCGGUGGUGGACAGUAGUCUGGUUCUACCACCUAAAUUGGAUGCAGCGGAUAUUGGUGGGGUCCACCAGCGACAUGCUCAGUAUGGGCUAACUCCCUUGGAGCAGCUUGUCCGAACCACACCGCAAUUUGGGAUCUUUAGAGGAGAGCUGCCGCAGGAAUUCCGUGGUACAGAGCCACAACCCGUUUCGGAGUAUUCUCAUCCAGCUCCAUUCAGUCGAACCAGUACCACUCCCGGAUUCUCCAGCAGCAGCAGUGGCAGCACCAUCUAUCCGUACUCCUCAUCGCCGGGUACAUCCACAUCCCUAUCGACAUCGUCAUCGUCAUCGUCCUCAUCGCCAUUGUCCUCAUCAUCGCUGAGACCCAUUUCCACCAAGUUGCAGCUCCUGAAGCCCGAGGGCCGAAGAGCGUAGGAUCGAUCAGCAGUAGCGAAAUUAUAAGCAAGAACUAGCAUUUAACCGUUUUGGGGUGUACUCUCAUAACCACGUUACAUUUACUCGUAAACCUGUAUUAGCCCGUAGUUUUCUUUUAACAAUUAUGAUGCUCUUAAUUUUAAACGAACGCAUGAAUUUUAUUAGCUAAGCUAACCGAUUGUGUCUAAGCCGCAUUUUAGUCGUUGUGAAAUAAAACCAAGAAUUAAUCUGA